Molecule: messenger RNA, 5760 nt
Organism: Eimeria acervulina
Lineage: Eukaryota; Apicomplexa; Conoidasida; Eucoccidiorida; Eimeriidae
Product: DNA repair protein, putative
Exons: 12
Coding region: 1-5760 (1919 amino acids)
Source: RefSeq, a predicted model, not a curated record
AUGCCUCCUCAUUCGGGGGGGUUAAGCGAGAGCCCCUCCAGCCCCGCAGCAGAAGCAGCAGCAGCAGAUGCUGCUGCUGAUGAUGAUGAGUUUGCUGCAGAUGAAGAGGAGCUUGAAGAGCUUGAAGCAGCAGUAGAAGCAGCAGACGAGCUGCCACCCUCCCCGUCUGAGUUUGCUGCCGACUGGGAAGACGCAGAUGCACCAGCAGCAGAAACAGAAGCAGCAGCAGCAGCAGCAGCAACAGCUGCUGCUGCUGCUGCUGCUGCUGCAGGUGGGGAGGGCUGCUCCUUGGACGCACUACAACAGCAGCAGCAGCAGCACCAGCAGCAGCAGCAGCAUCAGCAGCAGCAGCAGACCCAGCAGCAGCAGCAGCACCAGCAGCAGCAGCAACAGCGGGCUCCCCAGGCCUCUGCUCCUCGAAGGAUGCCUCCUCAUUCGGGGGGGUUAAGCGAGAGCCCCUCCAGCCCCGCAGCAGAAGCAGCAGCAGCAGAUGCUGCUGCUGAUGAUGAUGAGUUUGCUGCAGAUGAAGAGGAGCUUGAAGAGCUUGAAGCAGCAGUAGAAGCAGCAGACGAGCUGCCACCCUCCCCGUCUGAGUUUGCUGCCGACUGGGAAGACGCAGAUGCACCAGCAGCAGAAACAGAAGCAGCAGCAGCAGCAGCAGCAACAGCUGCUGCUGCUGCUGCUGCUGCUGCAGGUGGGGAGGGCUGCUCCUUGGACGCAGUGCUUGGCUUGGGAACUCUUAGCAGCAGCAGCAGCAGCAGCAGCAGCAGCAGCAGCAGUACUGUGAAGGCGGCCCCCAAGGGAGCGGCGGACCCCGAAGCUGCAGCAGCAGCAGCAGCAGCAGCAGCAGCAGAGCGGAAGGCUCGAGGUGCAUGCAUACGAAGAGCUCAGGAGCUAGAAAAGAUUUGGCUGCUGAGUUGGGCAGCCUGGCUGCAGAACCUCAGCAGCGCAGUUAUUGACGGACGCAGCAACAGCAGCAGCAGCAGCAGCAGCGGCUACAAGUGUACACCGUUGCUUCAGGCAGCAUGCCUUUCUGCAUAUAUUGCCUUCUGCAGCAAGGCCCAGCAGCAGCAGCAGCAGCAGCAGCAGCACAGUUCUCCUGCACAGCGAAGUCGCCGUUUGCUGCUCCAGCAUUUGCGGCAGCUGCAGCAACAAGUUCGAGAGGCUAAGGCAGCAGCAGCAGAAGCCGAUGCUGCUGCUGCUGCUGCUGCAGGAUUUGGAGAGGCAACGAGGCCCACUGCAUGCACAGCAGCAACAGGAGGAGACCGUAUGCGACGCGAUGCCUCGGAAGCAGCAGCAGCAGCAGCAGCUGGUGCUGCUGCUAAACCAGCACGCGCUGCUGCACCAGCAGCAGCAGCAGCAGCAGAAGCAGCAGCUGCUGCUGCUGCUGUGUCUGAUAUAGAUGAUGACUACUGCAUCCCCGCAGAUGGUUAUGCUGCUUUUUGUUUUAUUUCUGGGUUUCAUUUGCUGCCUGAGGGGCGUCUCCUGCACCCCUUCUUUGCUGCAUCUUUGCCUCCUGCUGCUGCUGCUGCUGCUGCUGCUGCUGCAGUGCGUAGGGCGCAGAACGCCCACCAACGGCAGCAGCAAGCUGCUGCUGCUGCUGCUGCUGCAAGAAUUUCAACCCAAGAGGUCGCUGCUGCCAAGUCCGCCUCAGAAGCAGCAGCUGCUGCUGUUCUCUCCAGCAUGCGUCACGCCUCACUGCAGCAGCAGCAGCAGCACGAACGGCAGCAGCAACAUCGUGCGCAGCAGGAUGGAGAACACCGACUCACAGUCAAGAGCGAGAACCCCAGCAGCAGCAACAGCAGCAGCAGCAGCAGCAGCAGCAGCAGCAGCAGCGAGCGCGUGGCUUUGCUGCACCCUGCGUUACCCCUUGCUUCGUCUCGCCGCAUGUCUUUCUCCUUUGGUUUUGCUGCUCUCCUAGGCAGAGCUGUAGGGGCGCUCAAUUCCUUUAAGGGUUCAAGCUCACUUCUAGCACUCCUUUUUGUUGCGCUGUGCCGCGCCUUGGAUUUGAAUGCCAGGCUGGUGGUGCUGCUGCCGCCUGCGGAGCUGCGCAUCCCCAAGAAUGAACGUGACAGUGCGUGCGUGUCUCCGCCUCCUCGCUGUAUAGUCCGUCUGUUUGAGGCGGCGGGGCUGCCUCUCCCUCCUUUUGCUGCAGCAGCAGGAGCACCUGCAGCAGCAACAGCAACAGCAGCAGCAGCAGCAGGGGAUGGACAGGUGAAGCAGCCGCUCUCAAGGAAGAGACAGAGAACUGCUGCAGCAGAGCUGGGGCAGCAGAAGUUGCUGCUGAGGGCAUCUCCUUACGACUGUCUCUUUACUAUUAGGAAGGAGCCCGAUUCAGCAGCAGCAGGAGGAGCAGCAGCAGCAACAGCAGCAGCAGCAGCAGCUCCUACCCUCGUCACAGCCAGCGGCCGCAUGCGUGCUGCUCCCACCCGUUUGCUGCCGCACAGGCGCCAGUGCCUCAUGAGAGGGGAAGGAGCAGCAGCAGCAGGAGCAGCAGCAGCAGGACAGGAGCUGCUGCCUCCUCUGAGCCGUCAAGAGCAGCUGCAGCUGCUGCAGCUGCACUCCCCGCUGCAGGUGUGGGGAGAGUUCUUCUGCCCUAAAGAAGAGAGAUGGAUAUCAUGUGAAGCAGCAGCACAGGAAGCACUGCAGCAGCUCUUCCUUAAGCGCUGCUGUGCGCUGCAGCAGCAGCAAAUAAACGAAUUGGCUAACCUGCAGGAACGCAAGAAGCAGCAGCAGCAGCUGCUGCUGCAGCAGCAAGAGCUUGCUGCUGCAGCAGAACAAAGCGCCCGCUCCCUUACCAGCGGACUCCUGCUGUCGGAGAGGCCUCGUCAGCGCGCGGGGGCGAGACGCAGCAACAGCAGCAGCAGCAACAGCAGCAGCAGCAGCAGCGACAGUGAAUCGGAAACUGAAGCAAAUGCUGCAGCAGGCAAGACCCAGGCGUAUGGCAGCGCAGAGACAAUAAGCAGAGACACUUCCGACAGCACAGCCUACACAGCAGCAGCAACAACGGCAGACGCAGCAGCAGCAGCAGCAGCAGCAGCAGCAAAAGGAGCAGCAGGGCGUCCUGCUGCUGCUUUGGGGUUAAGGUGGCCUCGCUACUGGGAGGCCGGGCGCUGGGGGAUUCUCUUUUUAAGGCCAGACCACCUAGCCCUACUGGUGUUCCCUUCGCAGCAGCAGCAGCAGCAGCAGCAGCAGCAGCAGCGCGUGCUGCGGUCUCCUCUGCUGCGGACGUUAUUGUGGCGCCUCCAAGGCAAAAUGUUAAACCCGCCGCAGCAACUGCAGCAACUGCUGCUGGAUGUAACAGAAGCGGAGGAGAGUGCGCAGGGUGAUAACACCAACAGUAGCAGCAGCUGCAGCAGUAGCAGCAGCAGCAGCAGCAGCAGCAGUCUGCGCGACACCACCGCAGCGCCGCACGAAAUAGCAGAGGAGGCAGCGCUUAUUGCUGAUGAAUUUGCUGCUGCAUGGAAGCAAAGUAGCAGCAGCAGCAGCAGCAGGAAGCGAGGCCUGACACAGUCUGUAGGGCGUCCCGGCAAUGCAACCCGGGGCAGCAGCAGCAGCAGCAGCAGCAGCGGCAGCAGCAGCAGCAGCAGCAAUAAACGCAGGGCUGCAGGGCCAACAAGCUGCGGUGAACUUUUGGGGUUAGAUUUUCUUCGUGCCCGGAGACAGGGGAGGGGAGGCCUGCUGCAGCGGCAGCAGCCUCCUCUGAAGCAGCAGCAGAAGCAGCAGCAACACCAACAAUCCCUUCCGCAGCAGCAGCAACAGCAGCAACCGAUGCACGAAGAGACAGCUACAGACACCCUGGCGCCGAAAGAUAGCAGCAGCUGCAGCAGUAGCAGCAGCAGCAGCAGCAGCAGCAGUCUGCGCGACACCACCGCAGCGCCGCACGAAAUAGCAGAGGAGGCAGCGCUUAUUGCUGAUGAAUUUGCUGCUGCAUGGAAGCAAAGUAGCAGCAGCAGCAGCAGCAGGAAGCGAGGCCUGACACAGUCUGUAGGGCGUCCCGGCAAUGCAACCCGGGGCAGCAGCAGCAGCAGCAGCAGCAGCAAUAAACGCAGGGCUGCAGGGCCAACAAAUUGCGGUGAACUUUUGGGCAGCAGCAGCAGCAGCACUCUGCAGCAGUCUGGAUCGGGCUUCUCCAUUCUCUUAAAGACUCAGCAGCAGCAGCAGCAGCAACAACAACAGCAGCAGCAGCAGCAGCAGCAGCCGCUGGUGUCUGCGUUGGAGCAGCAAGGCCGCGCAGCAGUUCGCUUCAUUUUGGCUGUGGAUGCAGCGGGGGAGCUGAGGGAUGUAACCCAUAGAUAUGUUAGGAGCUGGCAGCAGGUGCUGCAGCAGCGCGGCACUCGGCUGCAUCAGUGGUGGGAGAGCGAAGGAGUGCGGAAGGCGCUGCGGCGUGGUGGCCCAGCAGCAGCAGCAGCAACAGCAACAGGUGCAGCAGCAGGUGCAGCAGCAGCAGCGGGAGAGUCUCCUUGCUGCGAGGAGGCAUCUGUUGCUGGAUUAGGGGGUGCAACAGAGAAGGAGACGGAGGCGCAGCGACUGAAGGAGCAGCAGAGACAGCAGCAAAUAGCAGCAGCAGAGGAGACAGAGAGACAGAGAUUAAUAGCCAGCGAGCCCCUCCCCACCUCCCGUCGGGGGUUCAUCGACAGCCCCAAAUUCGUCCUGCGCAGUCUGCUGCAGCAGCCUUCUGCUCACUUGGCAUCGCUAACGACAGCUCAAGUGCUGCGACGGUAUCCACAUUUGCUGCGGCAGCAGCAGCAGCGGCAGCAGCAGCAGCAGCUGGCGUUGCAGCAGAUGUGGAGUCGCAAGCGGCUGCUCCAGACAGCCAAAAACCCGUCUCAAGUGCUGCGACGGUAUCCACAUUUGCUGCGGCAGCAGCAGCAGCGGCAGCAGCAGCAGCAGCUGGCGUUGCAGCAGAUGUGGAGUCGCAAGCGGCUGCUCCAGACAGCCAAAAACCCGUGUCUCCGUGCAGAGCUCCAGCAGCAGCAGCAGCAGCCGCAGCAGCAGCAGCAGCAGCAGCAGACGCAGGAGGUGGGGUUGUUUGCAGAGUAUCAGACAGAACCAAUGCAGAGACAAAGUGUCUCCAAUGGCCGUCUCCCUGUGGGGCCCCACGGCACAAUCGAGGUUGGCGAGCUUGGGCCAGUGCCUAUUGGUGCUGUUCAUUUGUCUGUCUCCGCUUGGCAGCAGGAGAAUCCAAAGUCUCCUUUAAGCAGCGCAUCCUUAGGACAAGCGCUGCAUGCAGCAGCAACAGAAGUUGUGGGGCCCCUCAGCAGCUGCUGCUGGGCCCCUGCAGUUGUGGGGUUUGAAAGGGAGGCGGGGGGCCCCUGGGCAGCAGUGCGCGACGGGGUGGUGGUGGUAGAGACAGCAGCAGCAGCAGUGAAGAUCAGGUGGCAGCAAAUUGCUGCUGAGAGAACAGCAGCAGCAGCAAAGAGACAAGAGAAAGCAAGAGACGCAAAACUACAAAUAUCAUUCAAAAAGUGGAGGGCCCUCUUUAAAGCUGUCCUCUACACAGCGACAUACACGCAGCAGCACCCGCUGCAGCUGCAGCAGCAGGUGCAGCAGCAGCAGGUGCAGCAACAGCAGCAACAACAGAAAGAGGAAGUAGUCUCUGGGUUAAGAGAGGGGCCUUCGUUGCUUCUGCCCAGUGUCUCCUCAGCAAAAGCUGCAGAGACACCGGAGACGGAUGCCAAGAAGCCUGCUGCAGCAGCUGCUGCAACAGCAGCAGCAGCAGCAGCAGGCACUCCCGCAGCUGAAUGGGAGAUAAUAUAG